This is a messenger RNA of Globicephala melas (long-finned pilot whale), 2477 nucleotides long. NCBI's taxonomy places the organism in Eukaryota, Metazoa, Chordata, Mammalia, Artiodactyla, Delphinidae. The record is from RefSeq and is a predicted model, not a curated record.
ACUGAUGUGCUACCAGGAGAGUCCCAGAUGGACCUCUGGGUAACCUGGGCCCAUGUGUAUGUAAGUACUUACUCAAUUUUGAUGAGUGAGUCUGGAGGUGACAAUCACUGUUAUCCUUGGGUUUCUUACCUACAGGGAACCCUCACGUUGUGGUAGAAAUUUCAAACUAGAAAAGAAGGAAAGGGUUUCUGCUUCUACCCCUACCCCAUGUGGGAAGAGAACUCUGGAUCCCUUUUGACAGGACCGCCUCUUUCUGGACAUUAGGAUGGUGUGCCAGACAUAGACAUGUAUUGCUCAGAUUCCCUCUUCACGAAAGGGCCCAUCGUGCAGCCUUGAGGAGUGUGGCUGGCUCACAGCCACCACUGUUAACUGGUUCAGAUCGGCCUCAACUCCUGAGCUGAGGUAGUGGUCUUCUUGGGGUCGCCCCAUCCAAUGACUGUGCAAGACUGUGGUACAAGGUCCCAUCCAUUUCUGCCUAACACAGGACUCUUCUCACACGCUCAGAGAUCCCUGCUGGGCUGACAGAGACUGUCAGAUCUAUGUCAUGGUCUGGCAACUCCCCUUCCCUAAUCCCAUUUCCUCCUUUUUCCUUUCACAAGUGUUACUCCCAGUAAGCCUUUUAUACUCCUAAAUCUGUCUCAGGAUCUGUUUUCCAAAGGACCCAGAUGACACAGAUGGGAUGCUGUUAGCUCCAAGCAACCUUUCAUCAGUGAAGAGAAUGGAUAUUUUAGAACUGGAUUUGAGCCAAUACCAGCAGAAUAUAAGCACCCCGGGUGCCAGGGACCAAGGAGUACUUCCACUGUGGCGCAUGAAUCAAAUAAGCUCUAUUUCUUGGUAUUCUUCUUGGCACUGACUGUGUCUUGCUAUUAUAUAAGAUGGCUUGACUGUUCCUACUGGCUUUCUCAAUGAGUGAUUUGUUCAAUUAAUUAAGAGAGUGACUAAAGACAAGGUCACUAAGUCCAUUUCCAGUCAGCUGUUAGUUUCAAUCAAGGUACCUGUUAUAAAUGGAUUGUCAUCUGGUCAUAUAUGGACUCCAUAAGCCCUUGACCCAUGCUGAGUCAUGACUUAGGCUAGUUGUUUCUCAGCCUCCUGGCAGACUGUCACCCUUCCCGUGGGUCACUUAUAAAAUGCUCUGUGCAGUAUUUUGGUUUGGGGCAAGGAAGUCUUAAUGUGGUUGGUGACCAGCUACUUAACUUGCGGCCACACAUGGGAGGGCAUAGUUUUUGCUUUUUUGGUAUGGAAGCAUCUCCUAAUUCCUUAUUAGAAGAGCAAUACUCCUCAAAUUAUCCAUUCAUUCAUCAAAUAUUUUUGGACCAAGAGAGUUGCUACUUGCCCCUCCCUUGAUCAGGCUCACAGCUACAUCCCUAGCGUCACAUUUUAGGGAAAUCUACAUGCAGCUUCUUCAGUAAUAACUACCAGCCAGACACACCUGAGGGUCUAAAGCAGUACUUAUUCCUCUUCCAUCUGUCCUUCAUGCCAAAGACAUCAAGCCUCAACCUGUGUCAUGGAGUCAAUAAUUAUAGGGGCUCUGGGAUCAGAUAGUCUUGGGUUCAGAUAUGGGUUCUCCCACUUCCUGGAGGAAAGGUGGUGCCUUGUGGGCAAAAAACUGGACCCAGAACAGAUAUAAAAACAGAGGCCCUGGGGAGAGGAACCGCCGUCAGGGAAAGACUCACUCCCAGUGACUACAGAGAAGACAGAGCUGUCCCCUGCCGAGAUGAAGCUGCUGUUGCUGUGUCCGGGGCUGACUGUAGGCUGUGCCCACAAGGAAGGAAACCCUGGUGUUGUGAGAAGCAACUUCGAUAUUUCAAAGAUUUCAGGGGAGUGAGAUUCCAUUCUCUUGGCCUCAGACCCAAGAAAAGAUAGAAGAAAAAUAGAAGAAAAUGGUAGCAUGAGAGUUUUUGUGGAGCACGUCCAUGCCUUGGAAAAAUUUUCUUUGUUCUUUAAAUUUCAUACAAAGGUAAGUGGAGCAUGUCCUGAAAUGUCUUUGCUUUCUGACAAAGCAGGAGAGGAUGGUGUACAUAGUGUUACCUAUGAUGAAGACAAUAAAUUUCGCAUACUUCAAACAAACUAUACUGAAUAUAUUAUUUUUUAUCUCAUGAAUGUCAACAACAAUGAAUCAUUCCAACUGCUGGAGCUCUACGAUCACUGUCUCCAGGCCCGAGGGAGUGGAGUGGCCCAGGCCUCCAGCUUACUUAGCACUGGGUGAGUGCCACCUCACUUGGGCUCCAGGAUCUUCUCUUCCAUGGUCCCCACAUCAUCUUGCGACAAGUUCUGUGACCCGAUUUCCAUCACUAUCGCACAUGAAGGCAUCAGCUCUGCAUCUUCAGGAUCUCCCCUAAUUAUCUAGGAAGACUCAUCAGCUCACCACAAAGCAAAGUUUCCUGCAAAUUUCUAACUCUCUUUGCCAUAUUCAGCACAACAGUACCGUGAAUAAGACCUUCCUCUACCUGGUCAAUAAAUGAUUCACCUUCCAGUCA